UCGUGUCACUGUAAACAAACCCACACUCAAGCAGAGACGUACGGGCAAGCUUCCCUGAAAUGGCCGUUUGGAUUUAUUUGCAGGCGAAAAGCAUUCAGUGACAGCCCCUGAAACAUGGAUCAGAUUGCAAUCGCCGUUACUGAUACUCAUACAGGAGGAGGAGGAGAGAGUAGCUGCGGAACGGCGUACUUGCCGGAAGAAUGCAUCGCCAGCAUCCUCUCCUUCACUACUCCUAGGGAUGCUUGCAGGUCUUCGUUGGUCUCAACCAUGUUCAAAUCGGCCGCUGAUUCCGACGCCGUUUGGGAGAGAUUUCUGCCUCCUGAAUACAAAACUCUGAUGUCUUUGUUACCGCCGGCGGAUUCCUUCUCCUGCUCCUCCAUGAAAGAGCUCUAUCUCGGUCUUUCCGGUUAUGGACCUAUCCUGAUUGAGAAUGGCAGAAAGAGCUUUUUAUUGGAGAGACCAAGCGGGAAAGUGUGUUAUAUGCUAUCUGCAAGAGACCUCGCGAUAGUAUGGAGCAAUCUUAGUUGUAGUUUUUGGAGAUGGAUUUCUCUUCCCGACUCCAGAUUUCCAGAGGUUGCAAGGCUUAAUGCCGUAUGGUGGCUUGAAAUCUCUGGCACUAUCUCUUCUCAGAUGCUUUCCCCUGAAACCCUGUACACAGCUUAUCUCGUGUACAAGUUAACACCAGAAGCUGUAGGAUUUGAUUGCCAAGCUGUAGAAGUUAGUGUAGGACUCGUUGGCAGUGAAAGUUGUAAGAGAAGUGUUUAUUUGGAUGAUUCAAAAAGAGGGAAUCCUGCCGGAGAAGAUGACCCUCAAUAUCAACAACCAUACGAGAGAGCUGACGGGUGGUUGGAGGUGGAAUUGGGUGAAUAUUUCAACAAGGGAUAUGCUGGUGGUGAGCUAGAAAUAAGUGUUCUAGAGAUAGAGCGCGGCCACCAGAAAAGAGGCCUGAUCGUUCAUGGGAUCGACCUCAGGCCGAAACAGAGUUAGAUCAAUUAUGCAGCCGAUUGCUUGCAUCAGUUUGAUGAAUUGGUAUUUUCUCUUGGUGGGGUUUAAAAUUAGUUGAUUGCAGACUUGAUUGUCUGAUACUUUCAAAACUUGGUGCAGCUGCUUUUUUACUGCUUGGUGUUCUUCUAGCUUUGAUUUCUGCUGUUGGUUCAUCUGGGUUUCCCUUCUUGCCAGUGUGGAAAUUGAGUAAGGAUGUAUACACACACAUAUAUGAUUGUUUUUAGUGUGUAUUAGCAUGAUGUGCGUAGUUGUGAGACAUUGAUUAUUGUAGUUCCUCUUGUCAUAUAUCUUAUUCAGUGUACGUAGAAUGAUUGAAUCUGAAAUUUCUCAAGCAUUUCAUGAUCGGUUUCAGUGUGGUGCUGGGUCAGGCUGAUUUGUUUUGAAUGCUUACCUAAACUGAAAUAAUUGAAAAACAACAGCAGAUUGUACCCUUUGUGAUUUUGUUAACUUGUUUCGAGCUAAUGUCUCUGCGUAGACUAAAUUUUCAAAUUGAAUGUAUCGUAAACGUGUCGUAAA
Carica papaya (papaya) is the source of this 1521-nucleotide messenger RNA. RefSeq names its product putative F-box protein PP2-B12. NCBI's taxonomy places the organism in Eukaryota, Viridiplantae, Streptophyta, Magnoliopsida, Brassicales, Caricaceae. The record is from RefSeq and is a predicted model, not a curated record. Gene Ontology annotation, molecular function: protein binding.